Messenger RNA from Leptopilina heterotoma, 6111 nucleotides. RefSeq names its product fatty acid synthase-like. Gene Ontology annotation, molecular function: fatty acid synthase activity; oxidoreductase activity. The coding region runs from base 1 to 5148 and encodes 1715 amino acids. Gene Ontology annotation, biological process: fatty acid biosynthetic process. Lineage: Eukaryota; Metazoa; Arthropoda; Insecta; Hymenoptera; Figitidae. The transcript has 12 exons. The record is from RefSeq and is a predicted model, not a curated record.
AUGGAAUCAACAUUAACAGGAGAGGAAAUAGUGAUAUCCGGUAUAGCUGGAAGAUUUCCUAACAGUGAUAAUAUUAACGAAUUGCAGAAUAAUCUUUUCAACAAAAUAGACUGUGUUAGUGACUCCAAAAAUCGAUGGGACUUUGAACAUCCUCAAAUUCCUGAGCGUAUUGGUACGAUGAAAAAUAUUAACAAAUACGAUCGCGUAUUUUUUGGAGUUCAUGGCAAAAUGAUAAAUAGUAUGGAUCCUAUGAUAAGAAUAAUAACUGAAAUUGCCUACGAAGCAAUCGCGGAUGCUGGUAUUAAUCCAAAAAGUUUGAAAGGAAGUAAUUCGGCUGUAAUUACUGGAAGCAGUUUUUCAGAAUCAGAAAAUGCAACUUUUUACGAAAAACUUUUGCUAAAUGGAUACGGCAUAAUAGGAACCAGUCAUGCUAUGUUGGCAAACAGAAUUUCGUUUUUUCUCGGCCUUACUGGACCAAGUGUUAAUCUUGAUACAAAUUGUUGUGCGAGUGCUACUGCCUUGCAGGAAGGAGUCAUGGCAUUAAAAUCUGGACGUGCCGAAAAUGCCAUUAUAGGGGCCAGUAAUGUUAUUUUACAUCCACAAAUGUCACUACAAUUAUUUUUACUAGGACUUUUAUCCCCUGAUGGAAUCACAAAAUCAUUCGACAAUGAAGCUAAUGGUUAUACUCGCAGCGAAGGAACUGUAGUUCUAUUCCUUCAAAAAGCUCGUGAUGCUAAACGUAUUUAUGCAGAAGUAAAAAAUGUUGAAUGUUCCUUUGCAAAAGCUAUUAAUGAUAAGCUUCUUUUUUAUCCUACACACGAUUCUCAAACAGAUCUCAUGAGAAAAACCUUAAAAGAUUGUGAUCUUUCUGGUAGAGAUAUUUCUUAUGUCGAAGCUGAUGGUUCUGGCAUAAAAGAUAUUGAUGCUGAAGAAGUAAGAGCUAUUAAUGAAGUUUAUAAUGAGGAAAGAAACUCGCCUCUUCUUCUUGGAUCUAUUAAAUCAAAUAUUGGAUGUUGUUUAGCUGUGAAUCCACUUAAUGGAAUUAUUAAGGUUAUAACAGCAAUGGAAUCUGGGCACAUUCCACCGAAUCUUCAUUUUAAAACACCAUCUGACAAAAUCCCUGCUCUUACAGAAGGUAGAUGCAAAGUUGUAACGGAAUCAACUCCCUGGAAUGGGGACUAUGCAGUGAUUAAUAAUUUUACAUUCGGUGGUGUAUGUUCUAACAUUGUAUUGAAGAAAUUCAAAAACGAAAAGAAAAAUAACGGAAAACCUGACGAUAGACAGCCCAGAUUAGUCACAGUAUCAGGAUGUACGGAAAAAGCUGUUAACUUUCUCCUAAGCGAUUUGGAAAGUCGACCUGUGGAUGUAGAAAUGCUUCAACUUGUGUACGAUGUAUUUGAAACUGAAACUCCAUCUCACUUAUAUCGAGGUUAUACAUUAUUGCCUUCAAGUGGAUUGCUGACAAUAAAAACAAGAAAUAUUCAAAAUUUCCCAGGUGUUAAGAGAGAAAUUUGGUACAUGUUUUCUGGCAUGGGUUCUCAAUGGGUGGGAAUGGGCAAAGCUCUUUUACAAAUACCAGUUUUUGCAGAAGCCAUAAAGAAAUGCGACAAAGUUCUUAAGCCUCACGGUAUCGACAUUGUACGUAUCAUUACAGACAAUGAUCCAAAAAUCUUUGACAAUAUUGUUCAUUCUUUUGUUGGAAUUGCUGCUAUUCAGAUUGGUCUAGUAGAUGUCUUAGACUCAGUGGGACUGAAACCCGAUUUCUUAAUUGGGCAUUCAGUGGGAGAAUUAGGAUGUGCUUACGCUGAUGGGUGUUUUACAGCAGAACAAAUGGUUCUUGCUGCAUUAAGUAGAGGAUUGGCAUCAGUAGAAACGGAAAUGCCAAGAGGUUCUAUGGCAGCAGUUGGUCUAGGUUACGAAGAAAUAAAAAAUCUCUGCCCACCAGAUAUUGAUGUAGCGUGCCACAACAGUUCAAGCAGUUCCACUAUCAGUGGUCCUGCAGAUUCUAUGAAAACCUUCGUAAAACAAUUACAAGAGAAGAAAAUUUUUGCUAAAGAAGUGGCAUGCAGUAACAUAGCCUACCACAGCCGGUACAUUGCUCCAGCGGGUGAAAAAUUAAAAAAAUACCUUCAGGAGGUAAUCCCUAAUCCCAAACGUAGAAGUAAUCGAUGGGUGAGCAGUUCAGUUCCGCGCGAUGAAUGGGAUUCAGCAAGAGCUCAUCUAUCAUCUGCAGAAUAUCACACAAAUAACCUUUUAAAUCCUGUUCUCUUUGCCGAAACUGCAAAGUCUAUUUCACCGAAUGCAGUUGUUAUCGAAAUAGCCCCGCAGGGUCUUAUGCAAGCUAUUGUUAAACGAUCAUUUCCCAAAAGCGUUAUCAAUAUACCAUUGACCAAAAGAGAUUACCCAGAAAAUGUUUCAUUUCUUUUUGAAGCAAUAGGUAAACUGUAUAAUACUGGUUGCAAUAUCAAAAUCUCAAAUCUUUAUCCUAAAGUAAGCUAUCCUGUAUCACGAGGAACUCCAUCAAUUUCGCCCCUAAUUCAAUGGGACCACUCAGUUAAUUGGAAGACUAGCGCAAACAACUUAAUGCAUCAAGAAAAAGCAGGAUACAAAGAAUUCACAGUAAAUUUAAAUGAUGAGAAGUGGAAAUUUUUAAAUCACGCCAGGAUUGAAGGCAAAAUAGUAAUACCAAUAACUCUGUACUUAAAACUCGCAUGGAGUGUUUUAAAAUUGUCACUUAAGAAUUCUGAAUACUCACUAGUUUAUCACAAUGUACAAAUUCAUAAGCAACAAGUAGAAAUACCUAGCAACAAAAGUGUGAACUUAGUAGCAAUGGUUCAAACAGGUUCCGGUUACUUUCAAGUAACAAAUAACGAAAAUUUGCUAUGCUCUGGAAUAUUGCAAGUAACCUCUGAAGAGAAUCGUAUACAAUUUAAUAAGGAUGAUAAAAUUUAUCAAGGUCUAAGUGAAAAUGAAAUUUAUGUUGAAUUACAAAUGCGAGGUUUGCAAUAUUCAGGUCCGUUUAGAAGUAUUCAUAAAUCAUCAAUCAAUGGUAGAAAUGGAAAUAUAUUUUGGCAAGACAAUUGGACAACAUUUUUAGAUGGUAUGAUUCAGAUGUUUGUCCUUGGAAACGAUACGAAAAAUGCACAAGUUCUAAUUAAAAUUAGAAACAUUUUUAUUGAUACGAAGGUACAUAAAGAAAUAACUACAAAAACCAAUGGUGGGUACUGCAGUUUGAAUAAAAACAAAAAAUUAAUGCAUAGAGGAUUGGGAAAUAUUAGCGCAGGAGGAGUUCAAAUGGAAGGAGUUGUUCUGGAAUCUAUUCUAAACGAAUCUUGGAGACAGAAUAUUGUUAUUGAAGAAAUUUUACCUGAUACAAUGUUGGGCACAUACAAACAUUCACCAAUUUACUCUAAGCUUAAACAAGUGUCUAAUUGGAAAGCAGAGCAGCUAAAAUCCUCAGAUUUAAAUUCAAUUUCCUGGAUUGAGGAACUCCCAACAAAGGUUGAAAACAAAGUCAAGGUCGAAUACUCUUCGGUUAAUGAAGAUGAUAUUCUACCUACAGAGAGUGAAACAUCAUUAGAAGACUAUGGAAAAAAUAGAUUCGAUAUGAAAUUAUUUGGUCAAGAAUAUUCUGGAAUUAAUGCACAAGGAAGUAGAGUAAUGGGAAUUGUUCCAAACAAUGCAUUUGCAAAUUACACAAUACCUGAUAAUGAUUUAACCUGGAAAAUACCUAACAAUUGGUCCUUGGAAGAUGCUGUGACUGUACCUUUAGCAUACGCAACUGCAUAUUUGGCUUUGAUGAUAAAGGGCAAACUAGAUAUUAAUAAAUCCGUUUUUGUUUACGACGGCGCUUGUUCUAUUGGACAAGCAAUAAUUAAUCUAGCAUUAGAUGUUAAAUCAAAAAUAUUCAUUGGAUAUAAUAGUCAUGACGAUAAAAAUUUCCUGAAACAAUAUUAUCCAAAUAUUCUUGAUAACCACUUUAUUGAAAUUAAUAAAGGUUUUAGAAAUCAAAUAUUUACACAAACUGAACUAAAGGGAGUUGACCUAGUUAUAUACAAUGAAGAUAAUUUAAGUAACCUAGACGAGUGGUUUCUGUAUGUGAGAAGAAGUGCAAAAUUCAUUGUCAUUGGAAAUUUACAAAAAUCGAGUAAUACCUCAAUAGGUAUGUCGCUUUUUAGAAAGCAUGUUACCAUGUCAUCAGUCAUUCCGAAAAAUAUUAUAAAACUAGAUCUAGAAACAAAACUAAAAUUGUCAGAAAUGAUGAAAGAGGGAAUAUCGUCGCAAAUUGUAAAACCACUGCCAAAACGCGUUUACUCUAGGCUAAUGUUAAAAGAUGCUUUUAUUGGCAGAGCUUCAAAGGAUAUUUCGCACAAAAUAAUUGUCAAAGUACAACCGGAUGAUGAAGGAAAAACAGCAUCGGCAGUACCUCGCUUCUUCUGUAGAACCAAGGGAUCUUAUCUAAUACUGAAUGGAUUGAAUUACUUUGGUCUAAAUCUAAUUGAAUUGUUAGUUGCUAGAGGUGCUGAAAAUAUUCUGAUAGCUAUCGAAUCAAACAAUACGAAUGCUUUUCUAGACCAUAGAUUAAAUGUAUGGAGAAAACGUGGAGUAGUAAUUACAAUUCUUGAAGGAUUGGACUUUACGGAUUAUCAAAGUGGGAAUGCCCAUCUUAAAGAAAUUGGUACAGUGGAUGCAAUUUUCGAUCUUCAACGCCUAGACAAUUCAUCAGAAAGGUCCUCCAAUUCGAAGUACUUGUUCACCAAACAUCUCUUUGAAGAAUCUAAGCAAAUGUGCCCUAAUUUACGCCAUUUUGUUGUCUUUUUAACAAGCAACCAUAUUGGAGAAAGCAUUGGCGAUACUUUGUUAGGAGAAAUUGAUUUGACGCAACUUUUCCAAUCAAAAGGAGUCGCGGGACUUUUGAUUCUUCUGGGACCCGUUACCGGAAUUGCGGAAGAAACAACUGAAAACGAAGGAAAUGAACCUCUAUUGUCUAUUCCUGGUAUUAUAGAACAAAUUGAUAUUUUACUUGCAUCAAAUGCGACUAUUGUAUCAGUUUCAAAGUUAGAUGACAAUUCCAAAAAGAUGGAAAAAGAAAAUGUUGAAAUAGAAUCAGAAAGGUCGAAGUUUGAAAACUAUAUUAAUAGCUGUUAAACUCGAGACGAGAUCAUGGACGAAAAUAAAUUUAUGUUCUAUCCAAUAAAGUUUAUUUUAUUAAAUUGUUAAACCUGAUAAUUUUACAAAAUGUUAUUUCGAAAAUCGUCAGGUUUAACAUCGUAAACUUUAAUGCUAUGAUUGUUUUGGGCACUAGAUCAAUUAAAACUCCUAUGCUCGAAUUUCACUCAAUAAUAGAAAACCGUAUACAAAAAUCUAAGAAGCAAAACAAUGAACACCUAAACCAGUUUGUAAUUUUAGGGAAUGCUCUUAUUUCUUAUCGCUUGAGGAGAAAAUACAUAAAUAAAUAUAAGCAGGAAAAAAAGGAGGACUAGAGUUUUCGCAUGUGCGAAUGGAGGUACCAUACGGGAAUUGAUUUCUAUAAUCUAAUCAGUGAAGCGGACGUUCUCUUCUCUUCCUGGAAACCGGGUCGUCGCGCGCGGUAUUAUACGCAGAAAACUAAGACACAAGAGAGGGUCUCGUGGGCGAGGAAUUGAGCUAAAAAAAGGACAAGUACGAAAAAGCAAAAAGUUGAAAGAAACUAAAGGGAUCCAAGGCGACGAGAGGUCAGAGGAGAUACAAGACGCGACUGUGAGUGGGACUCGCACAUAGGUAACUUAACUUACCCCGCACGAUUCACCGCAUGAAAUAUCGCGAACACUGUUUCAACUUCAGCCUAAGCGAUGUAUUUCCAGCAACAUCACUUGAUCUAAUUUGUUACACUUUUCAACUAAUUUAUUACAACAGUCUUGCACCUUAACGAAUUAAUGUUCUGUGUACUCUUUUCUCUCUCUUUUAUGAGAGAGAGCAAUGAAUGUGUAUUUUUGAUCGUUUUUAUCGCCUUGUUCACCGUCAAAAUUCAACUAUGAAAUCGUCUCCAUUCUGAUAAAUUGUAAAUCACAGGCUUCACACUCAAUAGUUACUUUUAUAAAAGUAGCAAAAAGUAGCUAUUGAAAAAUUAAA